AGUACAACAUCUUAAAAGAUUACUGGUUUCUGAACUUUCAAGAAAACUUUUCUGUUAAACUUUGUUUUGCUUUUAAGACUCUUGAUAUGAAUAGCGAGAUUAACUGGAUUUUUUUAUAAAUAAUUACUCUUUUAUUACCCGAAUUGUAAAUCAGUUGCUUGAGCUUUAAAUUGCUUAGAAAGAAAUCUUUCAAAUUCUCAGAAAAUUUAUAUCAUGGAUUAACUAUAAGUUACUUCUGUAAGGGGAUCUAUGGGCUUUCAGUUUUGUUUUUGCAAUUGCAAACACCAGGACAAUGAUUGCCAAGAUUAGUUUGGGAUCUUAGUAGACGAAGCACAAAAGAUGGUUCAUUUUUAAUUUCUUUUUUUGGCAAAUUGCCCAUGAAUCAGAGGGUAUCUGUCUUGUCAAAUUUGACUUUAUUCAUUCGUUGAGGUAUGCUACAUUCAAAAGUGGGUGCCGAAUUUGGGCGUCCUCCAUGCAAACUUCAUUGAUAUCGGUUAGACUCAUUUCAUUGGCAAUGAUUGAUUGCAAUUAAUAAAAGAAUUAUUAAUUGCACUUGAUAACUGCUCAUGUCUAUUGUAAGAUAAGAGGAGCUCAUUAACUGGGCGAUUUGCUGUCUUUUGGAGGAUUAACCCUAUCGUCAAUCUUGACUUAUUCAAAUAUGACUCAGAAGGGAUCCCUUUUUUUUUAAAUCCACUUAGCUUGGAAGAGAUUUCUGUUUCUGUCUUAACUUAUUAGUGACGGGCAAUUUGGAAGGGAUGACCUCUAAUGGGUUCUAUAAACAUGAGUUGUAUUUCCCUAAAUGUGGGCUUUUUGUUCUUAAUUGAGGAAUUCAUAUAUUAUGAGAGCAUUGCGAAAUUGCAUAUGGAGUUUUCUUUAUCUGGUCUAUACAGCUUGUGAGAUUUGUAUGCCUUGCUCAAGGGGAUGUUCGUGCUAAGUUUCAGCAGUUUUCUUUAAUAAAUCUUUGGUUGGCUUCACACACAUAUAUUACUUUGACAACGUGGAUUCAAAUUGGACUAUGGAUCAAAGUCUUGAUGUGGAACGGCCGACAAAUCCCAUGCUGUCACCUUUGCUUACUGAUCUGUACCAGUUCACGAUGGCAUAUGCAUAUUGGAAAGCUGGCAAGCAUCUUGACAGAGCAGUAUUUGACUUGUUUUUCCGGAAGAACCCAUUUGGUGGAGAGUACACGGUGUUUGCUGGAUUAGAAGAGUGUAUAAGAUUUGCUGCAAAUUUUAAAUUUAGAGAGGAGGAAGUUGAUUUCUUACGCACAGUAUUGCCAACUACAUGUGAGGAGGGAUUCUUUGAUUAUCUGAGAGGAGUUGAUUGUUUGGACAUUGAAAUAUAUGCAAUUCCAGAAGGGUCAGUUGUUUUUCCUAAAAUACCACUCAUCAGAGUUGAAGGCCCAGUGGCACUUGUGCAGCUUUUGGAAACACCCUUUGUCAAUUUGGUGAACUAUGCGUCAUUGGUUACUACAAAUGCUGCAAGGCAUAGGCGAAUUGCUGGGAAUUCUAAACUUUUGCUUGAAUUUGGACUUCGUCGAGCUCAAGGACCUGAUGGGGGGAUAAGUGCAUCCAAAUAUUGUUACAUAGGUGGAUUCGAUGCAACCAGCAAUGUUGACGCUGGGCGACGGUUCGGCAUACCACUUCGAGGGACACACUCUCAUGCUUUUGUCAGUUCUUUUAUGGGACUUGAUGAGAUUGUUGACAGGGCACUUCCUAGAUAUGAUGGAACAGGCAAUUGUGAGGAUUUUGUGAGCUUAACACAACACUGGCUAAGCAAAUUGAAAGCGGCAGAUUCUUUGAGGGGAAGUUUCUCUGACACAAAUACUAGUGAGAUAGCAGCAUUCAUAUCAUAUGCACUAGCUUUUCCAACAAAUUUCCAAGCUCUUGUGGACACUUACGAUGUUAUGAGAAGUGGAGUACCCAAUUUUUGUGCUGUUGCUCUUGCCCUGCAUGAUUUAGGAUACAAAGCACAUGGAAUAAGGUUGGAUUCAGGUGACCUUGCAUAUUUAUCUACUUGGGCCCGGAAGUUCUUUUGUCUAAUUGAAAAGGAAUUUUCUGUUCCGGAUUUUGGGAAGAUGAUAAUCACUGCUAGCAAUAAUAUUAAUGAGGAAACACUUGAUGCAUUGACUAAACAGGGCCAUCAGGUGGAUGCAUUUGGGAUAGGUACCCAUCUUGUUACAUGCUUUGCUCAGCCUGCCCUUGGCUGUGUUUUCAAAUUGGUAGAGAUAAAUGGGCAGCCUCGAAUGAAAUUAUCUGAAGAUGUCUCAAAGGUUUCAAUUCCCUGUAAAAAACAGUGUUAUAGAUUGUAUGGGAGAGAAGGGUAUCCUUUGGUGGAUAUAAUGACUGGAGAGAAGGAAUUGCCGCCAAAGGAAGGAGAGCGGCUUUUGUGUAGACAUCCAUUCAGUGAAUCAAAACGAGCAUAUGUUGUGCCACAAGAAGUGGAGGAACUCUAUAAAUGCUACUGGCCAGGAGCUUCGGGUAAAGAACGCGAGCCCUUGCCAACAUUAGCAUCAAUUAGACAGAGAUGUAUUAAACAGUUGGCUGGAAUGCGGCCUGAUCACAUGCGUGGCUUAAACCCCACACCUUAUAAGGUGAGUGUCAGUGCGGAGCUUUAUCAGUUCAUUCAUUUCUUAUGGUUGAAUGAGGCACCUGUUGGAGAGUUGCAGUGAAGGCUUAUUACUAUUUAUUGUAUGUUUUUAAUUAAAUGUUAAUCCAGCUCUUCCUUGUUGAAAUAAAAAAGAUGAAAAUAGCACCUUAUGCCUUGAAACGUAUGGAAGUCUUGCACUUAAUGUAAUCCCUAAAGAAACCAGAUGUAACAAAUGCUCAAAAUAAACUAAUUGAAGUCAUCUUCCAUGAACAAGAAUCAAGAUUUUUUGUA
Messenger RNA from Cryptomeria japonica (Japanese cedar), 2877 nucleotides. RefSeq names its product nicotinate phosphoribosyltransferase 1. The record is from RefSeq and is a predicted model, not a curated record. Gene Ontology annotation, molecular function: nicotinate phosphoribosyltransferase activity. The coding region runs from base 1016 to 2668 and encodes 550 amino acids. Gene Ontology annotation, biological process: NAD+ biosynthetic process. The transcript is spliced from 16 exons. NCBI's taxonomy places the organism in Eukaryota, Viridiplantae, Streptophyta, Pinopsida, Cupressales, Cupressaceae.